AAGAAAUGAAUCGUUUUUUGAUAUUCCAGAACAGAUCCAUCUGGAUUCCAUUGUUUCCCAACAGAAUAUCCACCUAAGAAGGCAUACACUUAUUUUGGUGACAGAGCCAAAGCUUAAAAGCCAAAGCUUUUUUUUAAGUUUCUCCUGUGGAAUUGACUUCAAAGCAUGCAGCACAAUCUUUUAAACAUCCUUAAUGCUGGUCCUGAUGUUUUUAGUUCAAAGAACCUUGCCCUUCAAGCCCAGAAGAAGAUUCUGAGCAAAAUAGCCAGCAAAACUGUGGCCAACAUGCUGAUUGAUGAUACCAGCAGCGAGAUCUUCGAUGAGCUCUACAAAGUCACCAAAGAGCACAUACAUAACAAGAAGGAAGCCCACAAGAUCAUGAAAGACUUAAUCAAGGUGGCAAUCAAAAUCGGGAUCCUCUACCGGAACAACCAGUUCAGCCCAGAGGAAGUUGUUAUAGUGGAGAAGUUUAGGAAGAAGCUGAACCAGACCGCCAUGACCAUCGUCAGUUUCUAUGAGGUGGAAUACACCUUCGAUCGAAACGUGCUCUCCAAGCUCCUACACGAGUGCAAGGACCUGGUGCAUGAACUGGUGCAGCGACACCUGACACCCAGGACCCACGGACGCAUCAAUCAUGUCUUCAACCACUUUGCCAAUGUGGAGUUCCUUUCCACCCUUUAUAGCCUUGAUGGAGACUGUAGGCCCAACCUCAAGAAGAUCUGUGAGGGAAUCAAUAAACUGAUAGAUGAAAAAGUCCUCUGAAUGCCUUCCCUCCUCCUGGACUUCGCUGCAUUCAUGUUACAGCACCCAGUGUGUUCCACAUGAGAAUCAGGAAACAAGAAGAGACCCUUGUCAAAGAUGCCUAUGUCUGUCUUGUUCAUCCCUCUGAUGUUGAUGCUAGAUUGAGCUCAGGUGUGUUUACCCUCUGAGCUAUCUGCUGAGGUAUGUACUUAAAAUCUCCUCUGUUUGCAAGCCCAAAGGACAUCUCACCUCUCCUGAGCAGAAAAACCGCCCUGCUCACCAGGGUGAGCCCAGUUCACCUUGUGGAGUGGAAGGAGCCCUGGACCAGGGGUCAGAGUACAUAGAUUUGGUUCCCAACUCCAUCAGUUAUGACUUGGUUCUCUGGAUCCUGGAACCAUUGUGCCCACCUGCCUACCUCCCGGGGUUGCUGUGAGGAUCAAAUGAGACUAUGUUCAUGCUUUUAAUAACUCUAAUAUGAGGUCUUACUAGUUUCUCUUUGGCAUAUUGUGGGGAUCAACCUGGGUCUAGACUAUCAGGCAGUGGAGAAAAGAACAAUAGUUUCUAACAGGCUGGUUUUGCAAUCUGUGUCAAGAUGUGCUGUUUCAAACACACAGUUUAAUUUGUAAAA
Molecule: messenger RNA, 1369 nt
Organism: Odocoileus virginianus texanus
Lineage: Eukaryota; Metazoa; Chordata; Mammalia; Artiodactyla; Cervidae
Gene: TNFAIP8L3
Product: TNF alpha induced protein 8 like 3
Biological process (GO): regulation of apoptotic process
Cellular component (GO): cytoplasm
Source: RefSeq, a predicted model, not a curated record